UUUCCUAAUUGAGAGGCUGGUGUGCAGGAGUGAGCUGGUCAAGAUGCAGCAGGUACCCCAGAGCAGCAGGCUUGUCCUAGCUCUGACCUUCAUUCUGGUUAUGGGAUCUUCAGUUCAAGGUUAUCCCAUGCGGAGAGCCAGGUACCAGUGGGUACGCUGCAGUCCCAACAGUAUCUCUGCAAACUGCAUUGAGGAGAAGAGACCACUGUUCGACCUCAGUACAGAUGGAUCCAACCACAUCCGCCCUCCAAUGACAGAUCCUAUUUUAAUGAGAAGAUCCCAGGACUGGAAUGAUGUCUUCCCUAUUUCUGAAGAGUACUCUGGAUCAGGCUCCGGCUCUCCAUCUGGCUCUGGCUCUGGUUCAGGCUCUGGUUCUGGCUCAGAAUCUGGAAGUGGCUUCCUAGCUAACAUGGAAUGGGGAUACCAGCCAGUAGAUGAAAAUGAUGUUUUCUAUUACAACUUAAGGUCUCUUGAGAGGAAGCUCCCCAUGCAAAACCAAGAACAAGCAAAAGAUGGUUUUAUUGCGUGAAAGUGACCUUUCCCCACCUUGGCAUUGAACACUGUAACCAGAAUAUUUUGUGUACCAUGUUUAAAUGAUUAGUCUUGGGAUAAAGAGUUUUACAGAAAAUUUUAAUACGUGGAACAAAUCUUGAACCCUAUCACCCUUUUAUUCUCAUUAAUUCUUAAAGAAGUAUGUGCUAUUGCUGUUAUCUAUCUUAUUGUUCUGGGAAUACCUACAUUUUUAUAUCACUGUAUCAACCUCAUUAUGAAAUUAACUUAGACUCCAGUUAUUAAAUAGUAACUUUUAAAAGUCAUGCUGUUUUUGAAAAAUUCAAUUUGAACAGCAAAAUGAUGGGCAAUAUUUUAUACCUAAGUGUUCAGGAACAAGGACUCUGAUUGUGAAUUACAGAUAAACCCUGUUUUGCUUUAAACUAAACUAAAAUAAAACCAGUGACCUUCUACAGUGGUUAUGUGA
Messenger RNA from Nannospalax galili (Upper Galilee mountains blind mole rat), 976 nucleotides. RefSeq names its product serglycin (gene Srgn). Lineage: Eukaryota; Metazoa; Chordata; Mammalia; Rodentia; Spalacidae. Gene Ontology annotation, biological process: negative regulation of bone mineralization; secretory granule organization. The record is from RefSeq and is a predicted model, not a curated record. The transcript is spliced from 3 exons. Gene Ontology annotation, cellular component: secretory granule. The coding region runs from base 44 to 529 and encodes 161 amino acids.